Molecule: messenger RNA, 1404 nt
Organism: Salvia splendens (bonfire salvia)
Lineage: Eukaryota; Viridiplantae; Streptophyta; Magnoliopsida; Lamiales; Lamiaceae
Product: zinc finger BED domain-containing protein RICESLEEPER 2
Exons: 3
Coding region: 1-1404 (467 amino acids)
Molecular function (GO): protein dimerization activity; DNA binding
Source: RefSeq, a predicted model, not a curated record
AUGCCUCCUCCACAUUCUGCACCUGAGUUAGCUCAAAAGAUUUCUGACAUUUUGGUGGAUUGGGAAAUAGAUAGGAAAAUCUUUUCAUUGACUUUGGAUAAUGCUUCUGCUAAUAACGCCAUGGUGAAAUUAUUGAAAACACGGCUUCAGUUGCAAAACUCAUUAUUGUGCAAUGGGGAAUAUUUUCACGUGAGAUGUUGUGCACAUAUUUUGAAUCUUAUUGUACAAGAAGGAUUGAAAGUAGCUAGUGAUGCUUUAGAUAAAAUUAGAGCUAGUAUCAAAUAUGUAAAAGCAUCAGAAGCGAGAAUGAUCAAGUUUAAGGAAUGUGCACGAAAAGUUGAUAUUGAAUUUACUACUUCAUUGUGCAUGGAUGUGCCUACACGUUGGAAUUCCACGUAUUUGAUGCUUGCUAGUGGAAUUAAAUAUCGACGGGUUUCUUCUAUGCUUGAAUGUGAUGAUUUAGCUUAUAAGCAUUGUCCGACAGAAGAAGAUUGGGAAAGAGGAAAAGUAAUGUGUGAAUUCUUGGAACCAUUUUAUGAAAUUACUACUUUAAUUUCUGGUUCAUCAUAUCCUACUUCCAAUCUGUAUUUUAUGGAAGUGUGGAAUAUUGCUCGAUUGUUGGAGAUGAAUUCUAGAAGUCACGAUGAAGUGGUAAGGUCGAUGUCUCUUUUGAUGAAAUCAAAGUUUGAGAAAUAUUGGGAAGAUUAUAGUGACAUUCUCUCUAUGGGAGCCGUGUUUGAUCCAAGAAUGAAGUUGAAACUUGUGGAGUAUUGUUACUCAACACCUGAUCCUCUUUCAAGUCAGGACAAAGUCAAUAGGUUGAAGAUGAAAUUGUAUACUCUAUACGAUGAGUACAAGAAAAAAAUGGUUGAUGCAUCUUUGUCUAAAGGUCCUCAAUCUAGUGGGAGUUCUAAUCAUGAAGUCGGAGAGCCUAAAUUCAUAGGUGGGGGAGGAGUAAGGAAAAUGAAAAUGAAUCCAAAUGUACUGGCUGGAUAUAAGAGGCACAAAGGUCUAACUUCCGACGCAAAGUCAGCAUUGGAUGUAUAUUUGGAAGAUAUUCCGAUGGAUGAAAAUGCUGAAAUCGAUUUGCUUAAGUAUUGGAAAGAUCAUUCAUCCGGCAAUUUUGGAGUACUUGCUAGGAUGGCGUGUGACGUGCUUAGUAUUCCUAUAACAACGGUAGCAUCUGAAUCUUCCUUUAGCAUUGGAGCACAUGUCUUAAACAAAUACAGAAAUAGACUCCUUCCCGAAAAAGUGCAGCUCUUAUUUGCACGUGUAAUUGGUUGCAUGGAUAUUCUAAUGACGAUGAAGAUUCUGAAGAUGAUGAGGAGGAAGCUAAAGAUCAAGCUAAAGCGUCAAAGAUUAUCGACUUGGAAGAAUGUCAUUAAAACAUUAGCUAAUGCUUGA